Molecule: messenger RNA, 4359 nt
Organism: Apis mellifera (honey bee)
Lineage: Eukaryota; Metazoa; Arthropoda; Insecta; Hymenoptera; Apidae
Gene: Tret1
Product: trehalose transporter 1
Exons: 7
Coding region: 1027-2931 (634 amino acids)
Biological process (GO): carbohydrate transport; transmembrane transport
Cellular component (GO): membrane
Molecular function (GO): sugar transmembrane transporter activity
Source: RefSeq, a predicted model, not a curated record
AGUUUCAAACACACGUAAAAGUGCAUUUCACUCAUUUAUUUUACACGAUUUAAGUUUACGGAUAAACGAAAAAAUAAUAAAAAAAAUUUAUAAAACAGAUGUAAACUAUAUUUUCACGUGUUUAAAUCGAAGAAAAAAAACGUAUCAACACAGAAAAUCAAAUUGGUACCAAUAAUUAGCGAUAAAUGAAGAGUCAUUUAAAGAUAAACCGAUAAACUGGAGUGGUAAUAGAUCAGAAAAUUUAAAAAAAAAAAAUCGAAAUUGUAAAUGUGAGAAGUCGCAUAGAGACGCAUGCCACAAGCACGGUAAAUGUAGCAGGAAUAGCGCGGCGAAUCAGGAACGUAGGAAACAUACAAAGCAAACAACAGGGAAACAACGGAUAAUACGGCACGACACGGCACGGUACUGUACGAACAACAGCAACACUAGAGAGCAGGAGGGUAGCUGUGGUGUCGCUGGUACCGCUUAGCAGUGGUGGUAGUUCGAGCUCGAGCUAACUAAGAAAUACGUUGAACCGUCCACGCGGCAUCAUUUAGACUUUAACCAUUCCCUGCGCAGUCUUGUAAGGGUGGUUUGUGUACACGUGGGAAAAGAAAGCGGAAAAAAAAAAAAAUAGCUUUUACGCGCGCGUUUCAUUUAUUUGGAAAAUAGAUUGCGUGGUCAUUUUUCAAAAUCUUCAUUAUCGAAAACUAUAUCUUCAUCGAAGUUAUAUCGAAUGAAAUAUUAUUUAUUGCGCAUAGCAAAAUAAAAACUGACUCGUGAUAUUAUUAAGGACACUGUAAACGAGAUUGCAAGUCACGAGAAAUUUCACAGAAAGGAAUAAAUAAUAGUUGCACGACAAGAGAAGUUGCAAAGCAUCAAACCAGAAAAAGAGAUAGCAACGGGUAAAAAAAGAAGAAAGUCGAUAUAGUUUCGAGAAUUUGGUUGCGAGUUGAAUGUGAAGAUUCACGUGACGCGAUUCCAGUUCAACCAGGCGACAACACGCAGCACUGACACAACGCGAACAUUUUGAGGCGUGACGACAAAAUGUCCAAUUCCGAAAGGAGACAGAUGCAGAAAUGGCCUCUGUGCCUAGUACCUCUUUCAAGAACGAAGGAACGAACUGUUCUACCAAAAUACUAUACGAGAGUGCCUUCGGUCGCAAGAUCGUCGACGAACAGUUCAGGCAUCAAUCUAGAUUGUUCAUCGAAUACGACACUCGCAACAAUCGCGAGUCCGUUCAACAGUCAAACAGCCCUAAUCGCGGAGAAAAAAGUGAUUCCUUCUGGCAAUAUUGUCAUUGCUAACCAUUACUAUGCACAGAACUUGAGGAACAAUCAUCAGAAGACUCUAAACGGGUCUCACAUAUACGACCCUCUUGACAAGGGUUCUGAUCACGAUUACAAGCAAAUCGAUCCAUUAUUGGUCGGCGAACCUCCGUACAUGGGGGUCGAAAACACCAAGCAAACCAUGAGCUCGCAAAAUAUAAAACCGGCCAAGGACUCGGACGAUGUUUUGCAUACACAGUUCAAAGAAGUGAAACGAUCACCUAUGCGCUAUACUAUGCAGCUGUUAGCUGCUCUAGCGGUGUCAAUGGCCUCUUUGAUGAUCGGUUACUCCUCUUCCUACACGUCCCCUGCUUUAGUUUCGAUGCGAGAUAACACGACGGCCACGUUCGAAGUAACUAUGGAUAUGGCUAUGUGGAUAGGAUCGAUCAUGCCACUGAGCGCACUUAUUGGAGGCAUAAUCGGUGGUCCAUGUAUUGAAUACAUUGGUAGAAGGAACACUAUUCUGAGCACUGCCUUACCGUUUCUUGCAGGCUGGUUAUUUAUCGCACUGGCAACAAAUGUUGCGAUGAUAUUGGUUGGCCGCAGUAUAUGCGGUUUCUGCGUCGGUGUCGCUUCUCUUUCCUUGCCAGUUUAUCUUGGAGAAUCUAUACAACCAGAAGUACGUGGCUCACUCGGUCUCUUACCAACCGUCUUUGGUAAUUCAGGGAUCUUAAUGUGCUUCACAGCUGGAAUGUAUCUAGCUUGGCGAAAUCUUGCAUUACUAGGUGCCUGUAUACCGAUAAUAUUUUUGAUUCUGAUGUUCCUAAUUCCUGAAACGCCAAGAUGGUACAUUUCGAAAGGGAAAAUAAAAGAGGCACGAAAAUCGUUGCAAUGGUUGCGGGGCAAGACUGCCGAUAUUAGCGAGGAAUUAGAUUCCAUUCAAAAAAUGCAUAUCGAAAGUGAACGUAUCGCUACAGAGGGUGCUUUGAUAGAACUUUUCAGGAAAAAUCAUAUAAAACCGGUUUUUAUUUCCCUUGGCCUAAUGUUCUUUCAACAGUUUUCAGGAAUCAAUGCGGUCAUAUUUUACACAGUUCAAAUUUUCAAGGACUCUGGAAGCACUGUAGACGAAAAUCUUUCCACCAUCAUCGUAGGUCUCGUAAAUUUCAUUUCAACGUUCGUUGCAGCAAUGAUUAUAGAUAGACUGGGUCGAAAAAUGUUACUCUACAUAAGUAGUAUAUUGAUGUGUAUAACUUUAUUCACAUUCGGUACAUUUUUCUAUGUGAAAGAAUUAAUGGAUGUUACUGCAUUUGGUUGGAUUCCAUUGAUGAGUCUGAUCGUUUACGUGAUCGGGUUCUCAUUUGGUUUUGGUCCGAUCCCAUGGUUAAUGAUGGGCGAAAUUUUACCAGUUAAGAUACGUGGUACGGCUGCCAGUGUUGCAACGGCUUUCAAUUGGUCCUGUACAUUCGUCGUUACGAAAACUUACGAAGAUUUGGUUUUACAUAUCGGCCCAUAUGGAACCUUUUGGUUGUUCGGUACGCUCGUAGCAGUAGCAUUCAUUUUUGUAAUUAUUUGUGUACCAGAAACACGAGGACGAUCUCUCGAAGAAAUCGAAAGAAGAUUCGCUGGACCGGUGAGAAGAACGAGCGCGAUCGCCAAUUUAAAACCGAUGCCAAUAACCAUUUAAUGCUGGUUAAUCGUUCCUAAUCAUUUUCUCGCUUUAUAUCUUUUCUUUUAUAUGAUAAUUUUAGAUAAUUAAUCAAUCUGUUCGAUCGACGAUCAAUUACGUUUCGUUUUAUAUUAAACGAACGAAUAUGUAUUAUAGUUCAUUCUGUCGAUCAGAACGAACAGAUUUAAUAAUAGUCUUCCGGAUCGUCUUUCUUUUCUUAAUUUUAAAUUCAAAUGCGCGCAAUAAUUACUCUCUGUUAACUUUUUUCCCUCUGAUUCUCUCUUUAUUACAAUCAUAUAGAUAUUCAUAUACGUAAUAAUGAAUUAAUUAUAUUGAUCAAUAAGUUCUCGAUCGACAAAAUUUGUAUUGUUGCGUCUUAUCUUAUUGAAAAGAAAAUUAAAACAGAAGACGUAUUGAUAAAUCAAAUAAAAAAGGAAAAAAAUUUACAAAAGGAAACAAUAGAGUAAUAGAUCAGAGAACAAUAAAGAGAGUUUCAUAGAUAUUCAAUUUUUUGUACUUAUGAGCUAUAUUUGUUUAUAAUUAGCGAUAUAAUCGUGGAUGCAAGCUCAACAAAGAAAAUGAUCCGUUGAUUAGAUAUUAUACGUAACCGUUACUUUUCUUCUUUCAUUUUAGGGUCUACCUCAAAUUAGUACUUUUAUUAAAGGUAUACGAAUAGGUUAACAACAAGUAUGAAUUAUUUAAUUAAUACACAUAAUUUGUGUGCAUAAAUUCGCUGAUAUAUAUGCUGAUAUGUUGUACUUAAGAAAAUAUGUAUAACCAGCAUUUAAAGGAAAAAAAUGAAUUUCUUCCUUUUAUACAGCAACGACAAUAAAAUUUUAACGCGGCGGUCGUAUAUAUGUAUAAUUCUUAUGCAUCUUUAUGGAUGUAACCGUCGCAUUUAUACAGUUACCGAUUUACGUCAAUGAACAACUGCAUCAUUUAUCAACGAAUUAAAUCAUAAGAUAUACAUAUAGUUAAAAAAUAGAGAUAAAAAUAAUUGCGUUUAUUUUUCCAUUACCAAAAUUAAUGUAACUAAUUAGUAAAAAAAAAAAAUAUAUAUAUAUAUAUAUGAUCAACAAACAAAGGGAACAUAUGCAUGAUCGCGCAGCAUUCAUUGAAUCUCUUAUAUGUGAACUGUAUAUACUUUAAGAAAUGAUUUUCUUGUAAAUCUUUAAUAUGUAUUUGUAUACGUAGUUAUCUUUUACAAAUAUGCGCUUUUAAUUUUUAGUUUUUAUUCUAAUUUCCGAUAAUAUAUCCAGAUUAAAUUUCGAUCGUCGCAUCUCAUCCUGAUUCAUCUCAUAUAUGUAUACUAUUCAUUCUUUAAUUCUAUUGUCUCACCUUUUCUUUCUUUCAAUUCUUUUUUUCUUUCUUGCGCAGAUGCAUAUUGUUCUCAAUAUUAAAUAAAACUGCCUUUAUAUCAUUCCGAAUCUUAAAAUUAGGGCAAGA